Tachysurus fulvidraco (yellow catfish) is the source of this 2338-nucleotide messenger RNA. It is a transcript of the gene hdip1, whose product is annotated as chromosome 1 C16orf87 homolog. NCBI's taxonomy places the organism in Eukaryota, Metazoa, Chordata, Actinopteri, Siluriformes, Bagridae. Bases 318 to 761 code for a protein of 147 amino acids. The transcript has 4 exons. The record is from RefSeq and is a predicted model, not a curated record.
CGCGCAUGCGCAGUGCGGGGAACGUAGAGACAGAGGAAAUAUCAACAGCAUGUUCGUGGUUACUGUAUCUUUUUUUAGCCGCACUGCGCAUGUGCAGUGGGAACAAUGUGGAAAAUGAGCUGUAGCCUUUUUUCUUUGGGGCUUUUAGGCUGAUUGAUGGUUUAUGUGUGAGUGUGAGUGUGUGUGUGUGUGUGUGUGUGUGUGUAUGUAUGUGUGUGUGUGUGAAUGCGCGCGCACGCGCGUGUGUGUGUGUGUGUGUGGGGCUGAUAUUACAGACAAGGAUUAUUCCGUCCUCUGUAUUUUUUUAAAGCAAAAUAAUGUCCUCGAAUAAAGUGAAGAAAGUGAAAAUGGCAACUAAAUCGUGUCCGGAAUGUGACCAACAGAUCCCUGUGGCCUGUAAGUCGUGCCCUUGUGGUUAUGUCUUCAUCAGCCGAAAGCUGCUCCGAGAGCCGCCUGCUAUGGACAAAUCGGAUGCGAAGAGAAGACGACCUGAAAGAAUCAGAAGGGAGAAGAUCAACUUAACAUCCACCAACGACAUGGAGAACAGGAGGCGGUCCCGCUCCAACAGCCAAUCGGACACCAUCCGGAGAGGGCGGGGCCGGCCAAAGACCGUGGGCUUGAAGAAGCAGGAGGAGGAAAAAGAGAAACAGGAACGGGAGGUGGAUAUUUACGCAAACCUGUCAGACGAGAAGGCUUUCGUGUUCUCCGUGGCCUUAGCCGAGAUCAACCGUAAGAUCCUGGGCCAGAGACUGAUCCUGUAAGGGGCGGAGCCUCACAUGAUCGACAGGUGAAAGCUCAGGACUCGUGGCCCUCCGGGUCACACGUGUGUCCGUUAGGAAGGCGUGAGGUCGGGACUGACGAGCAUUUCGCUCGAGCGGCCGGUCGACGGCUCACGGAGUCACGCAAGGACGACGGGACGGUUGACAGUGACUCUUAUUUUAAAUAUUGUACACAGGGACAUGUAGGAAUCUUCUCUAUUUAUCUUCAAGCAGAUUUUAUGGAAUGUAUUAUAAAGAAGGAGUGUUUUUUUAUUUUUUAUUUUUAUCUAACUUGUGAUUUGUGCACGCAAACACGAUGCUCGAGUUCUCACUCACAUUAAACUUUUUUUUUUUUGCAAUUUUUUAAAAGAGCAGAAGGGUUUUUUAAUCAUAAUGAAAUAAAAUAUAACAUUUACAAUGUAUUAAAGGAAUAUUUAGGCCAAAAUAUAUAUAUAUAUAUAUAUAUAUAUAUAUACACAAAUUAGUAUAGCUAAGACUUCUUGAUUGUUUAAGGUGAAAGGAAUGUUAAUAGCUACCAGUUUAGCAUGAAAACACACCAUUUAGCGUAGCAGGGCUACUUUUACAUCUGCACAGAAAACAUCCAUAUUAAAUAUAUAUAUACAGUAUAUGAAAAAAAAAUUUAGCUGUAUUGUUUCGGUCAACCGUCAAUCAUUAGGCCACGCCCCCUUCUUGUGUGUGAUGGAAGGUGGUCACACAGUGUGAGAAACAUGCAGUUGCACAAUGCUUAACUGGAGGCUUUAUGCUUUCCUUUCACAUUUCACACACAACAUUGUUCAGCUUCUUGUAUUAUUAUUAUUAUUAUUAUUAUUAUUUUUUUUUAAUUGUUAUUCUUUUUUUUGUUGUUUUUUUUACUUUAAAAUGCAACAAAUGUGAAGCGUCGAAUUUCAGGUCCUGUUUAAAUCUUGCAGUAAUGAGCUUUUCUGGUUACGAUUACAAGUGUGGACCUGACUGGAGAUCCUCCAGAGGUCUUGGGUGAGCGAUUAGAUUUGGUCUUAUAGUGUGUGUGGCUGCAGCCACAGAGAGUGAUGACCUAAAGAAGAAGCCACUACUUGGGCUUAGAAAGCCCCACAGCGGACAGAAGGAGCUCCACAGUGGACAGAAUGAUCCCCUGCUUGGCCAGAGGAAGCCUCUCAGAGGAAGAAGCCCCUGCUUGGCCAGAGGAAGCCCCACAUUGAACCUGACAGAUAAUUUAAGGUGUAAACAGGACCGUACUGUACGGAGUUCUUCAUCCAGGUCACAGAUCUAAACGUCAUGUUUAUCAGACGCCGUCUGUGUCUCUCACACCGAGCUUGUCGUAAACUGAUCGACGACUCCUCUCUAUUUAUUUCGGACGUCCCCGUCAGCCGUUCUGCUUUGUAAAUGCAAACGAUCCAAAAGUAUAUUGGGUCUCUGAAUAUAACGCCGGGGAACGAACUUUAUUUAUUGGUGCUUUUCCGCUCUAAUUUAAGGUCAUCUUUUAUUUUAUGCACCACCACUUUUGUUAUAAUUAAUGUUUAUUUCACGAAGGGUUAAAAGCGAAAAUGUGUAAUAAUCAUCACAACUUUAUUAAACAUCAGAGG